Messenger RNA from Stylophora pistillata, 1047 nucleotides. RefSeq names its product adenosine receptor A3-like. The record is from RefSeq and is a predicted model, not a curated record. Gene Ontology annotation, biological process: G protein-coupled receptor signaling pathway. Gene Ontology annotation, cellular component: plasma membrane. Gene Ontology annotation, molecular function: G protein-coupled receptor activity. NCBI's taxonomy places the organism in Eukaryota, Metazoa, Cnidaria, Anthozoa, Scleractinia, Pocilloporidae.
AUGCAAUACUACAUGUUCUACGAAGGGUAUCUCCUGAGAGUUAGCUUUCCUCUCGCCGUGGUCUUCAUUGUGUUUGGUAUUUAUACAGUUGUGGGAAAUGUGCUCGUCUGCUGUGUAUAUUUUAUUGACCCGUUCAAAAAUCUGCGGACCUUGUCGUUUUAUUACGUGGCGAAUUUAGCAUUAGCUGACAUCUUAGUCGGUGUAGUUGUGGAACCUCUCAAUGUGUCUGUUUAUUGGACGGGGAGUGAGCCUGCCUUGUUUGCCUUCUAUAUCUUUGCAGUGUUAUCAUGUAUUAGCUCCAUUCUUAACAUUUCCGCCAUGAUGAUAGACCGUUACAUUGCAGUUAGCCAAGCGUUUCGCUAUCGUGUUUUGGUGACGGAGAAGCGCGUGCGUCUUUCCGUCGUCUUUUUGUGGCUUUAUUCGUUCCACUUUUCGCUGUUAGCGCUGCUGGGCUGGCGCCAAGAAAGCUUCCAGAUUUAUUUGUACUGUUGUGGAGUUCUCCUUCCAUCUGCCAUAAUGCUCUUGUCCUAUUUCGGCUUGAUUCGAAUUCUCUGGAAGAAAAGUGCCAAGCUUCGGAGAUUUUCGUCUCGUUGUCAAAGAACCGCGCAGGCGAAAAAAAUGGUAGAAAAAGAACGACGAGUUUCAACAACAGUCCUUGUUAUGUUGCUGGUUUUUCUCACUGCGUGGUUCCCAUUCGUAGUGGUUGAUUUUAUUUUGGUAUUUUGUGCGCAUUGUCGAUCACAAAAUCUUCUACUAGCGAGGGACAUUACUUUAUCCUUGGGGUUUUUCUCCUCUGGACUUAACCCCCUGCUGUAUGCCUGGAGAGUCCGCCGAUUUAAACAGGGACUUUUUAAGAUCAUAAAGUUCCGAAGGGAUAGUGUUAACUUAAGGUCACCGCGACGCCCGUCCAAGGUGGGACCGUUUGUUUCAAACUUCUCUUUGGCCGUGGUAGAGUUGAAUCCUAUAUCACCUCUCGACUUAGCGAAUGACGCUCCUUGUGAUCGACGUCCGACAUCUACAAGGACAAGAAGUACUUCUCGUUCGUAA